AUGCCGGUACUGUGUCAGGAGAACAAUAUGUUUCCAACUGGUCGUCAUCCCUCCCCUGUCACUAAUUACACCUACGGACAUUUCCCCGGGUAUCAGGGUACCCAAUAUAGCUCCCAGACUCAAGACUUCUCGCAAUAUGUGGAUCCUAAUACGGCAUUUCAGCAGCAGUAUAUGUACGACGGGACUGCAUCUAGCCCGUCCAUGGCCCGGCCCCAGGGGAUGGAUGAAUGGAUGAACUAUUCAGGGAUGCCGACAACCACCACCUCCUCCCACAGUCCACAGUCCAUGCACUACUCAUAUCGCCCCGGAAACAUGGUGUACAACCAACAUCCAACACCCGUGCCCCAGGGGAAUCAGACACUUACUAUCCUGGGGAGUCCCCCUCAGUCUGAAGGCUCCCCUACCUCUACCACCUCCUCCGGUAGUGCUGGUUCUCCGUCCAAUAAACAGCUCCGACCCCCCUUCGACUGGAUGAAGAAAGCCUCUUAUACUACAAGUGCACCAAGUGCAGGCAAGACAAGAACCAAGGACAAAUACCGUGUAGUAUACAGUGACCACCAGCGUCUAGAGCUGGAAAAAGAGUUCCACUACAGUCGCUACAUCACAAUUCGCCGGAAGUCAGAACUUGCCCAGACCUUGGCCCUUUCUGAACGCCAGGUCAAGAUCUGGUUCCAAAACCGUCGCGCCAAGGAGAGGAAGCAAAACAAGAAACGAGAGGAUGGUGGAAAAGGUUCAUCGGAAGUAAAUCUUCACAGCGAUGCUAUGAGUGACGUCCAAGGUAUGUCACUUCCGCUGAACAGUAUGCACAUCAAGUCUGACCCCAACGACGACUACUGCCCGACAACCACACACAUGCAAGAGCAAGGUCAAGGACACAUGGUACACCCUACGUCACCGCUGCACGUGACAACAACAAAAGAUACGUCACCACUACACGUGCCCACAAUAAAAAUGGACCCAAGUGAACUUGUGACGCAGCAUGCGUGA
Ylistrum balloti is the source of this 987-nucleotide messenger RNA. RefSeq names its product homeobox protein CDX-1-like. Lineage: Eukaryota; Metazoa; Mollusca; Bivalvia; Pectinida; Pectinidae. The record is from RefSeq and is a predicted model, not a curated record. Gene Ontology annotation, cellular component: nucleus. Gene Ontology annotation, molecular function: RNA polymerase II transcription regulatory region sequence-specific DNA binding; DNA-binding transcription factor activity, RNA polymerase II-specific. The transcript has 2 exons. Bases 1 to 987 code for a protein of 328 amino acids. Gene Ontology annotation, biological process: embryo development; regulation of transcription by RNA polymerase II; cell differentiation.